This is a messenger RNA of Mobula hypostoma (lesser devil ray), 3239 nucleotides long. Its product is annotated as histone H2B-like. NCBI's taxonomy places the organism in Eukaryota, Metazoa, Chordata, Chondrichthyes, Myliobatiformes, Myliobatidae. The transcript is spliced from 2 exons. The coding region runs from base 2750 to 3124 and encodes 124 amino acids. Gene Ontology annotation, cellular component: nucleosome. The record is from RefSeq and is a predicted model, not a curated record. Gene Ontology annotation, molecular function: protein heterodimerization activity; structural constituent of chromatin; DNA binding.
UUCGAGUCAGGGCUGCUGCUGCUGUCCAUUUAUUAAAGACUCGGCUGACAAUGUCACUGCCCGGCUCAGCAAAUUUAUCAAUGUCACUAAAGUUGGUGAUAUCGUGGAGUGUGAAACAAAUGUAACUAACAUUACAACAGGACGGUGAUCAAUGAGGUCAGUGAUUUGAGGAAUGACAGAUAAAUGUGAGAUGUUCCAUUGUCAUUGACGAACCAGGGCAGAACUGCCGUGGGGAAUGGUCUGUCCCUGGGAGUGCUGUAAAACAGAGAUAUCGGGGUGUAGAUAUCGAAUUCCUUCAGAGUGUAAACACAGGUCGUCAGGACGGUGAAGAAGGUGUUCGCCACACUCGCAUUCAUCGGUCAGAGUAUCGGGCACUGGACUGUGACGGCACAUUACAGCUCUACCAGCCUCGGGGAAACUACUCUCGGAGCACGGAGUACAGUUAUAGUUGCCCUGGGAUCAGAGGGUGACAUUAAACUGGAGAGGGUGCAAAGUGAUUUAACAGGAGGCUGCAUUGGCCAGGACCUUUCUCACCAGAGUGUAUGUGACAUUAGAGAGGUGAGAAAAUAAUGGCAGUCAUAGAUACGGUCAACAGUGAAUCUGUUAUCUCCAGGGUUAUGGAGUUGGAAGCGAGAGAUUACAGAUAUAAUCUGAGAGAGGAAAGACUUAAAUGGGACCCUGAGGAUCAGGUUUUGUACACAGAAUGUGCUGUUUACAUGGAACAAACUACCCCAAGUGGUGGUAUAGGUGGGCACAGUUGCAAUAUCUCUUGGACUGUGGAAAGGGAAGUUUCACAGGGACAUGGGCCAAAUGCAGGCGACUGACAAUGGUUUUGUUUGGCCACUUGGUCAGCAUGGAUGUGUUGGGCUGAAGGGCCUGUUUCUGUGCUGCAUAACUCAGUGACUACGUCUGCUGCUGUGGCAGAGCGGGAGGGACAGUGUCAGUAGUGAGGAGGUUUGGGGGAUGUAGGCAGGAGAGUGAAUGGUUGAGGAUGUGGCAGAUGGAACAGAAUGUGGGGAAAUGUGCGAUCACCCAUUCCCAGGAACAAACUGUAAGAGUCAUUUCCACACAGGGAUGUUCAGAGGGACCUGGGCGUCCUUGUGAACAAAUCACUUGAGUUUACAGGCAGAUACAACAAGUAAUGAGAGGGCCUGUACUGUGCUGUACUAUUCUAUGUUCUAUUUAUAUGGGCGGCAGGGUUUGAGGGUCGGCACAACAUUGUGGGCCGAAGGGCCUGUACUGUGCUGUACUGUUCUAUGUUCUAUGUUCAAACAGUAUUUUGUCCUGUGAUCCAGGGGGAUUGUCCAAGAGGGUACAGAAGUCUCACUGGGAUUAUAUAGGGGCCCUGGUGAGAGCACACCUUAAGUAUCGUGUCCAGGUUUGGUCACACUUCCUCGGAAAGAUAUCCCUGCAAUAGAGGAAGUGCAGUGACUGUUCCCCACACUGACUGGGUUGGUUCCGGGGAUGGAAGGUUGGUUAUGUGAGAGGAGAGUGAGUGGGCUGGGUCUGUAUUCCCUGCUGUUCAUGAGAAAACGAGGAAAUCUGUUACAUUCUUUCAGGAUAUGACAGGCAAUAGGCAAGGAGGAUCUUUCCCCUGAAUGAGAACUCCAUAACUGAGGAAAAUACCCUCAGAAUGAGGCGUAAAUCACAAACACGAGAGAAUCUGCUGAUGCUGGAAAUCCAACGCAACACACACAAAAUGCUGGAGGAACUCAGCAGGACAGGCAGCCUCUAUGAAAAAGAGUUAACAGUCGACACUUCAGGCCGAGACCCUUCAUCAGAUCUCAGGGUGAAGAUUCUCAGCCUGAAGCAUCGACUCGUUACUCUUUCCCAUAGAUGCUGCCUGGCCUGCUGACUUCCUCCAGCAUUUUGUGUCUGUUGCUCAGAAUGAGGUGACAAGCAUUCAGGAUGGAAAUGAGAUGAUAUUUCUUUAAUCAGAGAACAAAGAACUUCUGCAUUCCUUAUAUAAGUAAUGUGGAGCCUCAGUUGCUGGGUUGAGUCAAAACUGAGAUCAACAGUCUCUGGGAGAGAUUUAGUCACUAAGUGAGUCCACAAGACCAUAAGGUACAGGAGCAGAAUUCGACCAUUUUGCCUGUCGAGCCUUCUCUGGCAUUUCAUCAUCACUGAUCAAUUUUUCCUCUGAGCCGCAGUCUCCUGCCUUCCCUUGUAUCCCUUUGUGCCCUGACCAAUUAAGAAUCUAUCAAUCUCUGCCUAUACCCAGUGAUUUGGCCUCCACAGCUGCCUGUAGCAAAAAAAUUCACAGAUUCAGCACUCUCUGGCUGAAGAAAUUCCUCCUCAUUUCCAUUCUAAAAGGAUGCCCCUCCAUUUUGAAGCUGUGUGGUCCAGUUUUAGACACUCCCACCACAGGAAAAAUCCUCUCCAUAUCCACCUACUCAAGCCCUUAACUAUUUGAUAGGUUUGAAUUCAGUAACCCUUCUUUCUUCGAAGUUCCAGUGAAUAGAGGCCCAGAGCCGUGAAACUCUCUUCAGUAGACAAGCAAUUUAAUCCCCGCACCCCGGCCUGUCUCUGCCCUUCAGUACUUCCUCCCGCAUCAAACGACAGCGGUAAACCCCGCCCAUUGGCGCCGCUUCCCAUCCCCCAGCGUUCCGAUUGGUGACUCAUUUCUCCAAACAGCCAAUGGAAAUGCUCAGAAUUCCCAUCCUCAUUAACAUACCGCUUUGGGCGCUGCCUAUUUAAUCCGCGCUCCGAGCAGCUUCUGCUCAUUAUUGUGUUUGAAACCGACGAGGAAAUGCCGGAUCCAGCGAAACCCGCUCCCAAGAAGGGCGCCAAGAAAGCUUUGUCCAAACCAGCGAGCAAGACUGGCAAGAAGCGCAAGAGGUCGAGGAAGGAGACUUACGCCAUCUACAUCUACAAAGUGAUGAAGCAGGUUCACCCCGACACCGGCAUCUCCUCCAAGGCCAUGAGCAUCAUGAAUUCAUUCGUCAACGAUAUUUUCGAGCGCAUCGCGGGUGAGGCUUCCCGCCUGGCCCAUUACAACAAGCGGUCCACCAUCAGCUCCCGGGAGAUCCAGACCGCCGUGCGCCUGCUGCUGCCCGGGGAGCUGGCCAAGCACGCCGUGUCCGAAGGGACAAAGGCGGUGACCAAGUACACCAGCUCCAAGUGAAGACAAGUUUACUGACAAAACAAACCGGAAAAUCAAAGGCUCUUUUAAGAGCCACUCACGGUUUCAUUAAAAGAGCUACAGGAUGUUGAGACAUGGAAUUCGGGUAAAUUUGGAA